GGGUGGGGAGAUGACACAGUUGUUCCCCCAGCCCUGUUGGGGCGGGCAGCAUGGUUCACUCCAGCAUGGGGGCUCCAGAAAUAAGAAUGUCUAAGCCUCUGGAGGCCGAGAAACAAGGUCUGGACUCCCCGUCAGAGCACACAGACACGGAAAGAAAUGGACCAGACACUAACCAUCAGAACCCGAAGAAUAAGGCCUCCCCAUUCUCCGUGUCCCCAGCUGGCCCUGGCACCAAGAUCAAGGCUGAAGACCCCAGUGGUGACUCAGGCCCAGCAGCACCCCCGCCCCCCCAGCCGGCUCAGCCUCAUCUGCCCCAGGCCCAACUCAUGUUGACGGGCAGCCAGCUAGCUGGGCUCACAGCACUGAUGCCAGCUCAGCAGCAGCUCCUCCUGCAGCAAGCCCAGGCCCAGCUGCUGGCUGCUGCUGUGCAGCAGUCCAGUGCCGCCGCUGCUGCCAACGCUGCUGCCGCCGCCGCCGCCGCCUCCUCCUCCACCUCCUCUUCCUCCUCUUCCUCCUCCUCUGCCUCCUCCUCGACCUCGCAGCCCCCAGCCUCUUCUGGGGGAGGUGACCUGCCACCACCACAGCCUGCCAGCCAGCCCCCUGGGACCCCACAGCUCACCUUGUCCCAGCCCAUCCAGCUCACAGCACAGGACAUACAGCAGCUACUCCAGCUCCAGCAGUUAGUGCUUGUGCCAGGCCACCACCUCCAGACACCUGCUCAGUUCCUGCUGCCACAGGCCCAGCAGAGUCAGCCAGGCCUGCUACCAACGCCAAAUCUAUUCCAGCUACCUCAGCAAACCCAGGGAGCUCUUCUGACCUCCCAGCCCCGGGCCGGGCUUCCCACACAGGCCGUGACCCGCCCCACGCUGCCCGACCCGCACUUCUCAUACCCGCAGCCCCCUAAAUGCUUGGAGCCGCCAUCCCAUCCAGAGGAGCCCAGUGAUCUUGAGGAGCUAGAGCAGUUCGCCCGAACCUUCAAGCAACGCCGCAUCAAAUUGGGCUUCACGCAGGGUGAUGUGGGCCUGGCCAUGGGCAAGCUUUAUGGCAAUGACUUCAGCCAGACAACCAUUUCCCGCUUCGAGGCCCUCAACCUGAGCUUCAAGAACAUGUGCAAACUGAAGCCCCUCCUGGAGAAGUGGCUCAAUGAUGCAGAGACUAUGUCUGUGGACUCAAGCCUGCCCAGCCCCAACCAGCUGAGCAGCCCCAGCCUGGGUUUUGAUGGGCUGCCUGGCCGGAGACGCAAGAAGAGGACCAGCAUCGAGACGAAUGUCCGCUUCGCCUUAGAGAAGAGUUUUCUAGCGAACCAGAAGCCUACCUCAGAGGAGAUCCUGCUGAUUGCCGAGCAGCUGCACAUGGAGAAGGAAGUGAUCCGUGUCUGGUUCUGCAACCGGCGCCAGAAAGAGAAGCGCAUCAACCCUUGCAGUGCAGCCCCCAUGCUGCCCAGCCCGGGCAAGCCGGCCAACUACAGCCCCCACCUGGUCACACCCCAAGGGGGCGCAGGGACCUUACCAUUGUCCCAAGCUUCCAGCAGUCUGAGCACAACAGUUACUACCUUAUCCUCAGCUGUGGGGACACUCCACCCCAGCCGGACAGCUGGAGGGGGUGGGGGCGGGGGCGGGGCUGCGCCCCCCCUCAAUUCCAUCCCCUCUGUCACUCCCCCACCCCCGGCCACCACCAACAGCACAAACCCCAGCCCUCAAGGCAGCCACUCAGCUAUCGGCUUGUCGGGCCUGACCCCCAGCACGGGAAGCACAAUGGUAGGGUUGAGCUCCGGGCUGAGUCCAGCCCUCAUGAGCAACAACCCUUUGGCCACUAUCCAAGCCCUGGCCUCUGGUGGAACCCUGCCCCUUACCAGCCUUGAUGGCAGCGGGAACCUGGUGCUGGGGGCAGCCAGCGCAGCCCCAGGGAGCCCCAGCCUGGUGACCUCGCCACUCUUCUUGAACCACGCCGGGCUGCCCCUGCUCAGCGCCCCCCCAGGCGUGGGCCUAGUCUCAGCAGCAGCUGCAGCCGUGGCAGCCUCCAUCUCCAGCAAGUCUCCUGGCCUCUCCUCCUCAUCCUCUUCAUCCUCGUCCUCCUCCACUUGCAGCGAGGCAGCAGCACAGACCCCUGCAGGCCCAGGGGGGCCGGAGGCAGGGUCCAAGCCCGAGUGAGGACCCACCAUGCCUCCCCUCCCACUCCUCUGACCCCCACCUUGGUUCCACGCCUGGGAAGAGGGCGAAGAGGCCACUGGUAGGGGUACAGCGGGUCCUUGGAGCAGGAGUAACAAGGGAGGAAAGACCAAAACUACCAACCAACCAAGCGGAAAAAAAAAAGAAAAGAAAGAAACUAACCAACAAAAAAGAAAACCAAAAAUAAUCACAACAGAAACCAGCUGCCCCAAAGGGACCAGAGGUGAAAAACAAACCAAAAAAACCAAAAACAAAAAAAUUCCCCACAAAAUCAAACCAAAAACCAGUUGCGAGCCAGACCUUAGAGUGCUCACCCUCACUGCUAUGACACCAAAUAAGAACCCCAGCCAGGCACAGAGCAGCCUCCUGCAGGUUGGACCUCAUGCUGCUGAGCCCUGGCUGUGGGGUCAACCCCCAAUCUUGCCCCUCCCAGUGAGGGUGGAGAAGAAAAAAGAGAAUGUGCCAGCCUGCUGACUCCAGCUUCAGCCCUGGGCCAGUAGAGACAGGGCACAAUCUAGGGCAGAGGGCCUGGGCCCAGAACCAUCCACCAAAUGUUCUUUUCCAGAAGGUGAAAGAGAAAGGGCCUGAACAACCUUACACCAAAUAUUCAGUAGCUUCAUCCAAAGGAUGUACAGAAUUUUUAGCAUUGUGCUUAACGGAAUGUGUCCCUAUCAUGUGUCCCCACCCCCUUCCUUGACCCACAGCUCUCCCCACCUGGGCAGGAGGUCUUGCUUUAACCUCCUUCCUCCUCCCAGCCCGGGAAGAGUUCAGGAAAAGGCCUGGGGAUGACUUUUUAACCCCUGUACCUCUCCCUUUUUCCUUUGAAGGGUGGGCUAGGCCAUUUUGCCAAGUUCAGCUCCCACAAGUCCCUCCUCAACCCUGUCACCCUUUCUUGCUCUGGAAUCUACCCCUUCCCCAGCCUAUGGGAAGGUGGACAUUUCAGGCAAAAGGAGAUGAGGUGAGGACAUUCAAGUUGUCUUUUUUUCCAUCCUGUCUGUCAGUUUCCCUGAAAAAAAUAUUCAUAUUCCAGUGCCUAUCCGUGGGAUCCUUCACGUUCUUUGACAUUAACCAGAAACCAAAAAGAAGACUCACCUCGCUCCACCCACCCUGUGCCCCUCUGACACUGGCAGAUGCCUCUCCCUCCCCCACAUGCACACACGCACGCACGCACCCCAGUGGUGGGUUCCUCCAGAUGGCAACCCCAUCAGGGUCCAUGUGGUGGGGACAGUGCCAUGACCUGUGGUCCCCAUUCAAUAGGGCGCUCUGGUGGCUACCAUUCCCAUGAGACCUCCAUGAGUCUUGGCUGGACCCUGCAUUUGCCUAGCCCUGGACACAUCUCAACAAUGGACAGAGAAUCGCCGCUGGGAGCCACCUUGCCCUCCUGCUAUUAUGGAGGCCAACAAAGUUUUGAACCAAAAACAAACAAACAAACAAAACAGAAAACCAAACAAACAAUAAAUUAAAACUAGAAAAAAAAGAAUUUAUAUAUAUAUAUAUAUAUAUAUAUAUUUAAGGGAAAGAAGAUGAGGACUCUUCAAGAAUAAGAAGGAGCCGCGAGGUGGAGCCAAGCCCCUGCACCAGUGGUCCAGGCCCUUGGUCCCCAAGGCGGAUGGAAGGAAGGAUGCUUCUUUCUCUUCACAAAUACCUCAUGGACGUUGUCUUCGGGAAAGCCGGAGUGGGGGGCGGCUGGGGCAGGGCCUGUCCCUCAGCCAGGGUGGACGGAAGUGGGUGGGCGGGGCUGAGAGAGGGUGUCAGGGACAGGGAUGAAGAGCCUCAAACUCCCCGCCCCCCCAAUCAACUGAAAAAGCUUUAAAAAAAAAAGACAGGAAAAAAGGAAGAAAGCAAAAAGAAUGGACAAAGGAAAACUAACAAUUUUUGGGUGGUUUGAUUCCUCCUUUGAUUUCUUUUUCUGUUCUCUUCUGUCUCCUCCCCUCUCCUUUCUCUUCACUCUUCCUUCACUCUUCUCUCACCUCUCUCAAUCUUGUUCUUUCUGUGUCUCUCCUCAAACCAAAGUGUUGCUGUGAAGGACGCGAGCCAUUGAAAUCAGAGUGGCCCCCGGCCCUGGCUGGGCAGGAGCAGAGGGAGGGGAGAGCCCGGCGACGGCCAGGGCAGCCUCCGUGCUUUCUGCUGGACACUCCGAGGAGAGGCAGACAGAGUCCCAGGCCUCAGCAUUCUCUUUUCUUCUGGUCUCCCUUCUCCCACCCAGGAAACGAAACUAUCAGGCUGGGCCACAGAGGCAGCAGAGACUCAGCCGUCGCAGGGGCCUCGGGUGCCUUGUCUGGGCAGUGAUGGAGUGGCCGCCCCUCCCACCCCUGGCACCGAUGGGGCCUGGCACCUCGUCAGCCCAUCCUUGCUGGAAUGUAAGCAUCUCCACUGAACUGACUCCCUGCCCUCACCCUACCUCUGAGUUUGUCCAUUUUGAUUUCCUGAAAAGGGACUGGCAAGAGGGCCUGGGCCCCCACCCAAGGGUAGAAAGGAGGCCAAGGGCUCCUGACCAGAUAGGAAGGACAUUUGAGCAGAACAGAAUGAAAGGAAUUACAACCAAAAACCCCCUCCGAGAGGACAGGCAGCAUGGAAGGCAUGGUGGAGAUGACUCAAAUAAAAACUAUGAUGAUUCUAGACCAAAAAAAAAAAAAAAAAUGGAAAAAAAACAGGAAAGAAAAAUCCAGGACUCACUACCACCCACUUCAUCCUGCUUCCUCCCCAUCUAGUCCCACCACCUGGGACCUUUCCCCACCCCAGUGGGAGUGGGGCAAAGAGAGGAGGAAGCAGAGCAGGGCUGGCGCAAUGCCCUGACAUUGGUGGAGGGACCCCUGUGCAGCUGGGGGUGAUGGGGACCCUCCCCAUCCAACCCCCAAAACUGGGAAAAGAAAAACAAGAAAAAAGAAAAUCCCUGGGAGGGGGGAAAAUAACCAAAUCCCAAGCUUUAACUACAGCUGUGAAACCAAAUAUUGGGAAGGGGGUGGGAGGGAGGGAGGGGGAGGUGAGCCCCAGGUCUCCCCCCUGGGACCCCCUCCCCUGAGGACUCGAGAUAAGGCACCAAAUACCUCAUAGAACUUUAAUGUUAAAAAAGGAAACCAAAUAUCGUUGGCUGGGGGCCAGCCAGGGCAAGGGGCUGGGGCCUGGAAGAGCCAGGGUUGGGAAGGUGAUGGGGGAAUUCCUGCCCCCCACCCCCACCUAUCCCUUCCACUCCAGACCCCCGUCUCGACUCCGGGAAACAAAACUAUCUCAUCGUUUUUAUUUUGUGGUCUGUACAGAGCCUGUGUCCGUGUGUCUGUGUGUGAGCGAGUUGGAGGGCUGGGGAGCUUUAGGUGGGGAUGGGGAGGAGACCCCAGGCCAGGCUCUGGGCUAGCUCAAGAUGUCAGGUGGGGGGCCAGGGGCCUGGGCUAGAGAGAAGUCAGUGGACCAGGGCAAAAGGGAGCCCUGUGAAUUUCCCUUCUCCCAACCCCUGACCUUCCGCUUAAAGGAGGGACAGAGACUGGGUCUAUCCCAAGAGUGGGCCUUUUAGUUGUGCCAAAACAAAAAAAAGAUGCCAGUAACUAAACCACCUCUCUGUUCUCUUCUUGGGGAGGGGCCAGGGUAGAGUCCUUGAAGUGGAAGGAAAGGGCUGGAAGUGUGUAUGGGGCUGGGUAGUGACAGGGACCCCCAAGUCUUUUGAGAAGUUGGGGUUGAGAUCAGAAAGGUAUGAGUUUUCCACACAUCUCCCUGGGAAAGGCCAAGAGCGCGUCUCUAGGCCCAGCACCCUGGGAAGAUCUAGUGAGGCACUAGCCAAGUGGGGGGACUCUUGACUAUUUUCUGUCACCCACCCCAGGGUGCCUCUCUCUUCCUCUAGCCCAGAGUGGGGGGUACUGAAUGAGAGAGAAUGAGACAGACUGAGCAAGAUUGAGACACGCGGGCCCCCACCGGUCUCUGAGUGGGAAAGGCAAGUGAGAGAGAUAAAGGCCUCCAAGAGAAAAAAGAAACAAACCAAAGAUUUAACCAUUAAAAAAAAAAAACCCACAGACAACUCCGCUACCUUUUUAUACGUUGGAAAAAAAAAGUGAAAAAAAAUUUAAAAUAAAAAUUUAAAAAAAUACACAAAAACUCCAAGCCGCAGUUCCUUCAUGCGGUUUAAACUUUGACCUCAGCAGUCUCCAAAGCAAGACGAUGAUGACAAAGGCGGAAA
Molecule: messenger RNA, 6333 nt
Organism: Heterocephalus glaber (naked mole-rat)
Lineage: Eukaryota; Metazoa; Chordata; Mammalia; Rodentia; Bathyergidae
Gene: Pou2f2
Product: POU class 2 homeobox 2
Biological process (GO): regulation of transcription by RNA polymerase II
Cellular component (GO): nucleus
Molecular function (GO): RNA polymerase II cis-regulatory region sequence-specific DNA binding; DNA-binding transcription factor activity, RNA polymerase II-specific
Source: RefSeq, a predicted model, not a curated record